UUUGAAACGAGUACGGUAUGUGUACCUGGGGAAAGUAUAGUUACACCCACUGAUGCAAAGUACUGCAUAGUUGGCGAGGUGGACAAUGUUACUAAGCUCUGUAAACUCUUGCAACAUCUAGUUCAUUCGAGUUUCUUGUUUUAGAAGCUGCAAAUACUUUUGGCAGUCGUUUCUUCUCGUUCCUCGAUUUGUGUUGCUGGCUAUCUGACUGUUUGGCGCAGCAGUAGCGAUGGACUUGUCUGGCUGUGUGAGCUUUACGUUGCUGUUUGCGUGUUUAGUGCUGAGCAAGCCCACAAUGCGGAAAGAUCGGGUAUACCAUGAACCCGAGCUAAGCAGAUACGAGGACAAUGGGACCCACAAGUACGACCACGAGGCCUUUUUAGGCAAAGAGGAGGCUAGCACGUUUGAUCAGCUGACUCCAGAGGAAAGCAAGCAGAGGCUUGGGAAAAUAGUAGACCGGAUAGACGUGGAUAAUGAUGGAUAUGUCACUAUAAGUGAGCUCAAGAGCUGGAUCAAAAGGGUGCAGAAACGCUAUGUCUAUGAGAACGUGGCCAAGGUCUGGUCUGAUUAUGACGCAAACAAAGACAAUGUGAUCGCGUGGGAUGAGUACAAACAAGCAACGUAUGGCUACUAUCUCGCCAACCCGGAGGAAUUUGAGGACACCACUGAUCAGUUCAGCUUCAGGAAGAUGCUGCCUCGUGACGAGAGGAGGUUCAAAGCAGCCGACCUUGACGGCGACCUGAUGGCCAAUCGUGAAGAGUUCACAGCUUUCCUCCACCCGGAGGACUUUGAGCAUAUGAAAGAUAUAGUGGUGCUUGAGACUCUGGAAGACAUCGACAAGAAUGGGGAUGGGUUUGUGGAUGAAGAUGAGUACAUAGCGGACAUGUUUUCGCAUGAAGACGGGGGUCCUGAGCCAGACUGGGUCAGGACUGAACGGGAGCAGUUUUCUGACUUCCGUGACACUAACAAAGAUGGGAAGAUGGAUAAAGAGGAGAUCCGACGCUGGAUCCUGCCCCAGGACUACGACCAUGCUCAGGCCGAGGCCAGGCACCUAGUGUACGAGUCAGAUGCGGACAAGGAUCAGAUGCUGACCAAAGAGGAGAUCCUGGACAACUGGAACAUGUUUGUGGGCAGCCAAGCCACCAACUACGGUGAGGACCUGAAGAGGAGACACGAUGAGCUGUGAUGGAUGCCUGUCUGUGCCACAUCCCCUCAGAGCAGCAGGGACAGCGCCACUGGCAUGGGUCACACCACUGCACGCAGCUGUGC
This is a messenger RNA of Megalops cyprinoides (Indo-Pacific tarpon), 1269 nucleotides long. RefSeq names its product reticulocalbin-1-like. Gene Ontology annotation, cellular component: endoplasmic reticulum. Gene Ontology annotation, molecular function: calcium ion binding. The transcript is spliced from 6 exons. The record is from RefSeq and is a predicted model, not a curated record. The coding region runs from base 230 to 1186 and encodes 318 amino acids. NCBI's taxonomy places the organism in Eukaryota, Metazoa, Chordata, Actinopteri, Elopiformes, Megalopidae.